Penaeus monodon (black tiger shrimp) is the source of this 2411-nucleotide messenger RNA. It is a transcript of the gene LPCAT, whose product is annotated as lysophosphatidylcholine acyltransferase 2-like. Gene Ontology annotation, molecular function: calcium ion binding. The record is from RefSeq and is a predicted model, not a curated record. NCBI's taxonomy places the organism in Eukaryota, Metazoa, Arthropoda, Malacostraca, Decapoda, Penaeidae.
AAACUCCCUCUUACUCCCGUGUUUCGCGGUCAAACCGCCUUCCGAGGCGUCACAGCUCCUCCUCACACCCCAGAGCUCCUCCUCCAGUGGUAUUUAUGAGAUAAAUCGGCCGGACGAAGUGGCAAAUGUGUAACAAGAUGAGCGAGAAGGAAGGCAAGGAGGAGGAGAGAGCGCCGUUGAUCGAGGAGACUUCGCAGUUGCUUAACCCUUUCGUGCAUCGCCUGGAGCUCAACACGGCCUAUGACAAGUUCAAGCUGGUGCUCAUGUCCAUCUUCGUGGUCCCCGUGCGCGUGGUGGGCAUCAUGAUCACGCUGCUGGUGGCCUACGUCCUGGCCUCCGCCGGGCUGUGGGGUCUGUCCAGGGACCAGCUCGCCGCGCGGCCUCUCAGCGGGUGGCGUCGGCAGAUACGCUGGUAUAUGGGCUGUGUUGGUCGAAUGAUGAUGAGGUGCUUUGGCUGCCAGUGGAUGAAAAUAAAAGGGCGCAUUGCUACUAAAAAGGAAGCACCAAUCCUUAUUGUUGGCCCUCAUAGCAGUUUCUUUGAUUGCAUCGCAGUUUUCUGGUCCAAUGUUCCAUGUCUGGUGAACCGCAUAGAGAACCUACAGCUCCCCCUGUUUGGCAAGUAUAUUGAUUAUACGCAACCUGUGUAUGUAUGGCGUGAAGACACUAAUUCUCGACAGAACACAAUACAGGAGAUUAAGCGUCGGGCAACGAGUGAUGAGGACUGGCCGCAGGUAAUGAUUUUCCCUGAGGGGACUUGCACCAAUCGCUCCUGCCUCAUUACUUUCAAACCGGGAGCGUUUUACCCGGGAGUGCCUGUACAGCCAGUCCUCAUCCGCUACCCCAAUCGCACCGACUCUUUCACGUGGACUUGGGACGGCCCAGGAGCCUUGAAGAUGCUUUGGGUCACCUUGUGUCAGUUCCAUAAUUUCUGUGAGCUUGAGUAUCUCCCAGUUUAUACCCCCAGUGAGGAGGAAAAGAGAGAUGCUAAACUUUUUGCUAACAAUGUACGGCAGGUCAUGGCAGAUGCCCUAGGUGUGCCUGUUGCAGACUACACCUAUGAUGAUUGCCGACUAAUGCACAAGGCCAAACUCAAAAAUUUGCCUUACCAAACUGGAUUGAUUGAGUUCCAAAAGCUCCGCUAUCGCCUUGGUCUGAAUUUGAAGAAUGUUGAGGAAGAACUCCUGACUCAGUAUGCAGACAUUGCUGUCAGUGAUGGCAAAAUAACUCUCUCUGACUUUGCAAAAUAUUUAGGAAUACCAGAGCAUGAACCAGCUCUUGUUGAACUUUUCCACCUUUAUGACAAGGAUAACUCUGGCACAAUAGACUUCCGUGAAUACCUCAUAGGAUACUGCCAGUAUUCGCAGCCAGCCAACACGGAGGACACUCUCAAGUGGGCCUUCAAGCUCUUCGACCGUCGAGGGAAGGGCCACAUCCUCCUGGAUGAUCUCAUAAAGGCUCUUCGGGCAUCGUUGGACAUGACGCCCGAGGAGACCACUAGGAUAUUUAAGCAAGCAGAUCAGGAUAGCAAAGGCUAUAUCACUUACGAGGACUUCGAGGCCCACGCCAAGAGGAAACCUGAGUAUGCCAAGAUCUUCCUCACUUACCAAGAGAGCAUCAAGAACGGCACAAGACCUCGUUCAAUCCACCAGCCUCCACCCGGCAAGAAGAAAGCCGAUUAGAUCACAUAUCUCAUGUCUAGGGUUAACAUUAAGUUUGUUAUAAGUGUCCACUUGUAAUGCUUCGCGUGGACGGAGAAGCAAGAUUCACUUCACUCAUGUUGUUAUGUCCCCUUUUUCCUUUUGUUAUUUCUCAUCUUUUUCCUCUGUGGCUUUUCUGGUGUUUAAGAAGAAUCAGAAUAUAAUUCAGCACAUGAAAUUUAGUGAUCAUUGGUAUUUAUUAGUUGUAUGUAUAAAAGAAACAUGAUUUUUUUUCUUAUCUGUCAGUUACAGAGCAGAUUAUUACAUAAGCACUGAUUAUUAUUAUUUCAUGGUAUUUUCAGCCAUUUUAUAGUUUUAUGGUUAAGCUGAUGGGAAGUGGCUACUUGAGAUUUUUUAAUAUCAUGCACUGCAACAAAUGUAUAAAGAGAAAUUUAAUUUAAAUACUUUAUUAUUAAAGAGAAUAAGAAACCCAAAUUUUGAUUGCUAGUGGCAAAAGACUAAGAAAUUUUAUGUUUUCUUUAUUUUAAGAUUCCAUGCUAGGUAUGUAAAUAUUUGCGGAAACAUGUGGUGAACUGACUAUUCUAAGUUCUUUUCAUAUAUUUUCAUUUUUGUUUUAUUAUUUUUGUUUUUUUCUGUUUUGCUUUUUUGCUUUUGAUAAUGCCUCAUUUUUUCAAUUGUACAUAUGUUGGUAUUUUCUCCUAUGCAGAGUUUUAUUAGGUAGUUUCUUUUACCUUGCUUUUUCUCAUCUGAUGA